AUGGCCGAAUCAAAUCUGCCAAACGGAGAGGAGGACGAGAUCCAGAGAGUUGUGCAAAGGAGGCUGGCACUCUAUGGACGAAUCCAACUACGGAGCUGGUCACCCAACUCCUCAAUGCUGCGAUGGAGGAGACGAGGGAGAAAAGGGCCUAUCAUCUACAG
Messenger RNA from Pelobates cultripes (western spadefoot toad), 161 nucleotides. Lineage: Eukaryota; Metazoa; Chordata; Amphibia; Anura; Pelobatidae. The record is from the annotation of a GenBank genome assembly.